This is a messenger RNA of Thermochaetoides thermophila DSM 1495, 597 nucleotides long. RefSeq lists its product as uncharacterized. The transcript has 4 exons. Gene Ontology annotation, biological process: endoplasmic reticulum to Golgi vesicle-mediated transport. NCBI's taxonomy places the organism in Eukaryota, Fungi, Ascomycota, Sordariomycetes, Sordariales, Chaetomiaceae. The record is from RefSeq and is a predicted model, not a curated record. Bases 1 to 597 code for a protein of 198 amino acids.
AUGGCUUCAAGAUUCGGUCCCUCAACCCUCCACCAACGCGACCCUCGCUCCGACCUCUUCCGCGGCUACACCGGCUCCAGCAGUACAAUCAACCGGACGAUGAGUGCGUCCCCUGCCAGCGGUUACCGACACAGUCAAUCAUCACCCUAUAGCAGCAAUCAAAAUGGGACAACGGGAGGGAGUAGUGGCUACGGCGGGUAUGGAGCUGGUGUGGGGGGAGGCUACAGUCACGGGGCGGCGCAGGGAAAUCCUUAUUUGGGUGUUGGGGGGGAAACUGGCGGAAGGGGGUUUAGGGCGGCUACGCCAAAUAAAAAGGGCCAAUACUCCGACGCGGUGCUCAACGAGCUCGAGAGCCAAAACGAACAACAAGUAGAAGGUAUCAUGGGCAAGAUGACGAUAGCUAUAGGCGAUGAAAUCCGCGAGUCCUCCGCGCUCGCCGAAAAGAUGAACGAAGGCUUUGACCAAACACGCUUGCGCCUGCGCGGCACCAUGAACAGGAUGCUCCUGAUGGCCGAGCGGACCGGCGUCGGCUGGAAGGCCUGGCUGGGGUUUUUCGUGGCCGUGAUUAUCCUGUUUAUUUACGUGUGGCUUUUCUAA